Messenger RNA from Aedes albopictus (Asian tiger mosquito), 1800 nucleotides. It is a transcript of the gene Tango11, whose product is annotated as transport and Golgi organization protein 11. Lineage: Eukaryota; Metazoa; Arthropoda; Insecta; Diptera; Culicidae. The coding region runs from base 224 to 1057 and encodes 277 amino acids. The record is from RefSeq and is a predicted model, not a curated record. The transcript is spliced from 3 exons.
UUCGCGGAUCGAAAAAAGAUAGGCAAAAAUUAUUUAAUCCAUUUCGUCGCCUAUCUGAUUAUCUAAAAACAGUGACCCCUCACGAGUUGCAUUCGCGAAAAUACUAUUCGUCCCGCAAGAAGUUGAGUAUUCCCGAUUCUUUAUAAAUAGUUUUUCCGGGGAGAUCUAUUUCGGUGGUGCGUAUUUAUUCGAGGCGCAGGCAAAGGUGGAAACAAAAACGAAAAUGGCUCGCUCUGCUAGUCCGGGAGGAUUCUCCAACUACGAGGACGAUUCGCUGUUCCAGAAUGCAGUUUUCACGCACGAUAUUAGCGAGCAGAUGCGCGUCCCGAAGCGGAUCCGUGCCACCGGAGACUACUUUGACGAUCACGAGCUGCUGUCGAAUGGGAAUGGCGAGAUAAAUUCCUGGAACUAUCACGACAAGAUCGAAAUGAACGUCCCGGACAGGAUUGUAGUCCUCGGGCAGGAUCAGCAUUUGGUUCUUACGUCAGGCACCAAAUCGGCACCCCGCGAGAUUAUGCUGGAGAACUCGAUUCUGCCGAAAGAUCCGGGUUUUGUGCGUGUUUCGACACCUCCGAGGGUGAUUUCGCUAGCGGAACAUCACUUCCCCUCGGCGACGGAUCUUCCGCGGGAAGGCGCUGAAGGCAAGGAACAUAACGAGCAUAACUAUGACGACGACUACGAGCCACGGUCGCUGGAUUCGGUUGAGGAUCUGAACGGCAGCAUGCAAGUAGGAAACCGGCAACGGUUUGGCCAGGGAAGUCGAGGAGGAGCCAUUGGAGGCGAGUUACAGAAGAGGGCAACAUUUUCCAAGCACAGUUCCGAGCUAGUCGUCGGAAGGAGCUUCCGAGAGGAGACACCAACGUUUGGAGGAAGUGUCGAAAAUCUAACACCGGCCGAAGAGAUGACCAAUCUGCGUCGCCAGGUGGCCAAAAUGAACCGGAGACUGCUGUCCAUCGAGCUGGACAACAAUCAGCGGCAGCAACGGGAAAAGAUUAUGUAUUGUGUCGGGUUGGCUUACCUGCUGUUGAAAACAUUCAUGUGGCUUAGUCGGAAGUAAGGAGAAAGAGGCUGUACAGUAUUCGUUCUCCCCAAAGAUAUGUCUCUUUAUGAGGGCGUUGACCCUCAGAAGAACAAAAGAACGAACGAUGCAGUUAGGAACCAGAAUUGAACAAACGAUGGACUAAACAAACUAUUCAUAUGGAAGUAGUUGUAAUAUAUAGCACGGAUAAAAAAGCACAUGUUGAUGAUUUUCCCUAUGCUGUACAAUGUAAGUGGAAACCACUCGAAGAAGAGCGUAGGUAACCAUAAGAACUAUUCUGCAUCAUAAAUAUUUCAAUAGUCAAUGACGGUACAAUGUGGAUUACCAUAAGCAAGCUUCUGAAAUUUUCAAAAAAAUCUAAAAUGCCAUGCAGAAUUCAUUCUGGCGGCAGCGACAUUUUCUUCUAUUAGACUGGUAUUCAUACUAUUUUUUAUAAUUUUUAUUCUUUCCAAUUGUAGCAUAGCGUAAAAAAGAAACAAAACUUUUAGUGUUUAGAAAAUCUAACCAUGUUUCAAUGAAGUAAAGUUGUUUUACCGGAGAUUUCUGUUCGAGUGAAAGCUAGCUUCUGUUGAUUGAGAAGCUUCGUUGGGAGAAAUGGAAGGUGUGUUGAAUUAGAUCUCUUCAUUAUGACCAUCGUCUACAUGCUAACGAGCCAACAGCAAAAGUAAGCCCCGCCCUCUCGAAAUGUGUAAUUUGAUAUACAACUUUAGUCACGUCAUGUUUAAACUAAGAAGAAUAAUAAAGUUAAACAAUAAUUACCA